AUGCCAGGUGGGUACAUCCCUCUCUCUCUCUUCAACUUGCUUCUCUCUCUCUUCAACUUGCUUCUCUCUCUCCUCUCUCUCUCUCUCUCUCCUCUCUCUCUCACCCUUCUCCCUCUCUCUCUCCCUCUCUCUCCCUCAACUUGCUUCUCUCUCUCUUCAUCUUCCUUCUUCUCCCUCUCUUGCUCUCUCUCUCUCAUCUUCCUUCUUCUCCCUCUUUUGCUCUCUCAUCUUCCUUCUUCUCCCUCUUUUGCUCUCUCUCUUCAUCUUCCUUCUUCUCCCUCUCUCUUCAUCUUCCUUCUUCUCCCUCUCUCUUCAUCUUCCUUCUUCUCCCUCUCUCUUCAUCUUCCUUCUUCUCCCCCUCUCUUCAUCUUCCUUCUUCUCCCCCCUCUUCAUCUUCCUUCUUCUCCCCUCUCUUCAUCUUCCUUCUUCUCCCCUCUCUUCAUCUUCCUUCUUCUCCCCCCUCUCUUCAUCUUCCUUCUUUCCCCCCUCUCUUCAUCUUCCCUUCUCCCCCCCUCUUCAUCUUCUUUUUCUCCCCCCUCUUCAUCUUCCUUCUUCUCCCUCUCUCUUCAUCUUCCUUCUUCUCCCCCCUCUUCAUCUUCCUUCUCUUCAUCUUCCUUCUUCUCCCCCUCUCUUCAUCUUCCUUCUUCUCCCCCUCUCUUCAUCUUCUUCUUCUCUCUUCUCUUCCUUCUUCUCCCCUCUCUUCUUCCUUCUUCUCUCUUCAUCUUCCUUCUUCUCCCCUCUCUUCAUCUUCCUUCUUCUCCCCCUCUUCUUCUUCUUCUCCCCUCUUCAUCUUCUUCAUCUUCCUUCUUCUCCCUCUCUUCUUCCUUCUUCUCCCCCUCUUCAUCUUCUUCUUCUCCCCUCUCUUCAUCUUCCUUCUUCUCCCCCUCUUCAUCUUCCUUCUUCUCCCCCUCUUCAUCUUCCUUCUUUCCCCUCUCUUCAUCUUCCUUCUUCUCCCCCUCUCUUCAUCUUCCUUCUUCUCCCCCUCUCUUCAUCUUCCUUCUUCUCCCCCUCUCUUCAUCUUCCUUCUUCCCCCCUCUUCAUCUUCCUUCUUCCCCCCUCUCUUCAUCUUCCUUCUUCUCCCCUCUCUUCAUCUUCCUUCUUCUCCCCCUCUCUUCAUCUUCCUUCUUCUCCCCCUCUCUUCAUCUUCCUUCUUCUCCCCCUCUCUUCAUCUUCCUUCUCCCUCUCUUGUUGGAAAGUGUGUUAAGGGCUUCUAAGCUUCGGCCACCAGAGAUCACACAUGGAAUUGAGUUUGGCCACACUCCCAAACCUAUGGCCUUAGACAUACCCAUGCCUACUGAUGAGAAUGAAUUAAAUGAAAAAUUUGAAAAACUAGUGGAAGAAUUGGAUUUGGACAAAAUUUACAGAGAAGCCCUUAAAAAAUGGGAUGAAGAUAAUCCCAGCACAUCUACAUGGCCAGACUAUUAUAUUGAAAGCAUUAAAAACUUGUCUAAUGUAUACAUCCCUUAUGAUGAACAGGAAGCACUGCGGAACAAAUUGGUUGAAAACCUGAAGACAGCCCUGAGAACUCAACCGAUGAGUUUUGUUGUUCGGUUUAUUGAACUGAACGAUUUCUUUUUCCUUUUUUUCCUUUUUUUCUUUUUCCAGAUUUUUCUCAUUCCCUCUUGCAUGAGUCCCAACUUUUUCUUUUGUUUCUUAUUCAAUAUCUAA
Molecule: messenger RNA, 1668 nt
Organism: Acanthosepion pharaonis
Lineage: Eukaryota; Metazoa; Mollusca; Cephalopoda; Sepiida; Sepiidae
Source: the annotation of a GenBank genome assembly